UGGCACCAAGCAUUUCCACACCCAUCCACACCACACAGCACACCCGAGAGGAGAGCCAUGGAGGCCACCGCGUUGAGUGUGGGCAAGUCCGUGCUGGAUGGAGCACUUGGCUACGCCAAAUCCGCAGUCGCGGAGGAGGUGGCUUUGCAGCUCGGCAUCCAGCGUGAUCAUGCUUUCAUCAGGGACGAGCUCUCGAUGAUGCAGGCUUUCCUGAGGGCCGCGCAUGGUGAGCGAGAUGACCAUGAGGUACUCAUGACCUGGGUGAAGCAAGUCCGUGAUGUGGCCUAUGAUGCGGAGGACUGCCUCCAAAAUUUUUCCAUCCAUCUCCAUAACCAAUCAUGGUGGCAUCUCCCUCGCACCCUGCGUGAGCGGCGCCGCAUUGCCAAGCAGAUGAAGGAGUUGAGGGCCAGAGUUGAGGACGUGAGCCAGAGGAACCUGCGCUACCAGCUUAUCAAUAGUGCCAGCUCCAAGCCUGUCACUUCUGCUGAUGAGAAGCCUAACAUUGCAGCUGCAGGAAUAUAUGGUAUCAAUGAUGCACGACGUGCUGGGAAGAAGGACAACUCAAAAGUGGAUCUGGUCCAACUCAUCAACCAAGAGGGCGAGGAUCUUAGAGUAAUAGCUGUAUGGGGAACAAGUAGUGAUCUUGGGCAGACAUCCAUCAUCAAAGCUGUCUACGAUAAUCCAGAUAUCAAAGGGAAAUUCGCAUAUAGAGCAUGGGUCAGGGUAAUGCAUCCUUUCAAUGCAAAAGACUUUGUCCAGAGCUUGGUGAAGCAGUUCCGUUCCACCGUAGGAUUUGAAGGUUUGUUGGAGGAAGACAAGACAUGGCAAGAGUUGGCUGAGGAGUUGAAGGGAUAUGUGAACGAGAAGGGUUACCUUGUUGUGCUUAAUGACCUAUCAACAAUUGAAGAGUGGGAUGACAUUAAAGUAUGUUUCCCAAACUACAAGAAAGGUAGUCGAAUCAUAGUGUGCACACCACAAGUUGAAGUUGCAAGCUUGUGCCUGGGGCAAGAAAGCCAAGUAUUGGAGCUCAAGCAAUUCUCCACUGAUCAGACUAUUUAUGCUUUCUAUGAGAAGGAUGGAACUGAUUCACCAACACUAUUACCAAGCUCAGAUGCAGCCACAACAAGUACAUUGAACCUAGUAGUGCCCACCAAUGAGAUAUUGGAGAAUCAAUCUAAAGGUAGCAAAGACAGGAAGGUGGUCAGAAAUAACCUUACUCGCAUCAAGACUAUGACUAACGCUUUAGAGGAAUCUAAGCUUAUUGGACGAGAGAAAGAAGCAUCUGACGUGGCAGGACUGAUUUCAGAUAAACUUGGUCAACAAUUUUUAGUGAUUUCUAUUUGGGGGAUGGGUGGUCUUGGGAAAACCACUCUAAUCAAGGAUGUUUACCAAAACCAACAUCUUAUUGGCAUGUUUGAGAAGUGUGUUUUUGUUACUGUGAUGCGUCCUUUCAUUCUGAAGGAGCUCCUUAAGAGCUUAAUCAUGCAACUACACACAGAAUCUUCUGAGGAGAGGAGGUCAAUUAUGGAUUUGAGGGGUGGCACAAGAAAAGAAUUACCAACGAUGGGUGUUGAAGCCCUCAUUAAAGAGGUGGCUAGGCUUUUAGAAGGAUUUAAGUGCUUGAUUGUUCUUGAUGAUUUGUCAUCUACUACAGAGUGGGACAUGGUAGUACAGAGUUUUCCUAAAAUGGAAAAUACAAGCCGGAUCAUAAUCACAACAAGGGAAGAGAAUAUUGCAAAGUAUUGUUCAGAGAAGCAAGAAAAUAUAUAUAAGCUCAAAAUUUUAGGGGACAAGGAUGCACUUGACCUCUUCACAAGAAAGGUAUUUAAGGAGGCCAUAGACCUGGAACAACGUCGUCCUGAUUUGAUUGAAGAAGCAAAACUGAUCUUGAAGAAGUGCAACGGACUUCCCCUUGCAAUAGUCACCAUCGGUGGUUUCUUGGUUAACCAACCAAAAACAGCCAUGGAGUGGAGGAAAUUAAAUGAGCAUAUUAGUGCUGAAUUGGAGAUAAACCCUGAGCUUGAAGCCAUUAGAACAAUCCUAAGUAAAAGUUAUGAUGGUUUACCCUAUCAUCUCAAGUCUUGUUUUUUGUAUCUGUCCAUCUUUCCUGAAGACCACAAACUUAGCCGCAGACGUUUGACGCGGCGGUGGACUGCAGAAGGUUAUUCAAGGGAGAUCCGUGAAAAGUCUGCGGAGGAAAUAGCUGAUAGAUACUUUAUGGAAUUAAUAGGUAGGAGCAUGAUCCUACCAUGUCAUGAGUCAGCCUACAGUAGAAAAGGAUUUGACUCUUGCCAAGUCCAUGAUCUCAUGCGUGAAAUUAGCAUCUCAAAGUCAACGGAGGAAAAUCUUGUUUUCAGACUGGAAGAAGGUUGCAGAUCAAACACACAUGGCACAGUACGCCACCUUACGAUAAACAGUAAUUGGGAGGGAGAUAAAAGAGACUUCGAGAGCAUGGUGGACAUGAAUCGUAUACGAUCAUUAACAGUGUUUGGAAAGUGGAGGCCAUUUUUCAUUUCUAACAAGAUGAGUUUGCUGCGAAUACUAGACUUGGAAAACAUAGAUUAUCUAUAUGAUCGUCAUCUUGAGCAAAUUGGGAAGCUUCAUCACCUACAAUACCUUUCUCUAAGAAGAUGUAACAGUAUUUUUCGCCUGCCCGAUUCAUUGGGUAAUCUGAAGCAACUGCAGACGCUGGAUAUUAAACAAACAUCGAUAAGAAAUUUGCCAAAGACCAUCAUCAAUCUCAGGAAGUUGCAUUAUAUUCAUGCUACGAUCGAUUACAGUAUCAUACUAGGCUGCAGUACAUCCGGUGAGAUUGAAGAUGGAAUUGUAUUGCCGAGAGGAUUCAGAAAGCUGAGAUUGCUGCGCACACUGAGUGUUGUUAACAUCGCUGUGGGGCAGGGCAUCCUAAAGGAGAUAAAAGCGCUCACCCAGUUGCGCAGGUUAGCAGUGAUUGGCAUCGACAAGAAAAAUUGUGGAGAGUUUUGUUCCACCCUUGCUGAUCUCCGCUGCCUAGAAUCUCUGACAGUGCAUUCAAUGAGCGAGCCAGAUUUACAGGGCUGCUUGGAUGGUGUGUCAUCGCCUCCAAAAAACCUCCAGAGCCUCAUGGUGCGCGGCAAUCUAGCCAAAUUGCCGGAAUGGAUCGGGGGGCUCAAUAGCCUUGUGAAGCUGAAGCUAAAGGAGACCAUGCUUUCAGAGUUGGAUGCCACCAUACAGGUCCUUGGCAAGCUACCCAACCUGGCCAUCCUACGUCUGUUGAAGCGUUCGUUCAAGGGUAAAGAGCUCAAUCUCACUUUCCGUCGAGAGACAUUCCCGAGUCUGAUGGUCCUGCAGCUGGCUUUACCUGACCUCAGGUCGGUGGAGUUUGGAGAAGAAGCAACGCCUAAACUUGAGCUGCUGAGCUUUAUUGGUUAUCCCUUAAUUUGCAAAGCCGGGAUGUUUUCUGGGCUGGCAUCUCUCCCAAGCCUCAAGGAAUUCAUGCUGGACAACGAUAAGUACGAGGAGGACUUCCUGACACACGUGCAGGACCAGCUUGACGGGAACCCAAACGGACCCGUCAUGAAGAGUUCGGGAGCUCUAGCGUCUAAUAAAUUUGUCGAGGCUUUAUUUGAUCUGGAGAUAUUAGGGCAGUCCCAAUGGGACAGUAAUGAUAGUCCCAAUCCCUCUUAAUUGUCAUGCCAACUAAGCAAUUUGCUGAUGUGGCAGUAGAUUUAUUAUGGAGAGAGAGAAAUCAUUUCCUGAAGAGAAAACCAAUUCCUCACGCAUACCGAUGGGCCAAGAAACCAGCGAAUCUGCAUUGGGGAGACCCAAGUAGUUUCUUCUUGCUUACCGCCAGAUCCUUUGUGCUUGCACUGCUGCUAUCCGUCACUUAAGCUCCUUUACAUGAUGCAUAGAUGAUCUGGUACUAGAAGGGAGAAUGAUUAGUUGGAUUUUUGUUUAGACUCUAGAUAAAAAAAUUGCAUUGUGAAGGAUGAUUUCUUGAUACACACUAUGAAAACUACGAUGGUUUCUCCCAUUGGGAGUGCCCUUAUGAACUGAUGCAUAUGUGUUAAUUUCAUCUCAUCCCCUAUCUGUGUGUGUUUCUUUCAAAUUCGCACAAAUCAAUAGUUGUAGGCCUCUGAACCAUCUCUAAGUUUGUUUCCUGUGUUUGUGUCCAAAUAGUUGCCAUGCUUCAUUCUGCAUCGAGAUGCAUGCUUGUAUGGUUGCUGGAUGUUUUACCCGUCUAUAUAUGUAUGAGAAUCGAUAGUGAGGACCAAUGGUGGUCAACUUUGGAUGACAAGUGAUUGUCAAUGUUGUGUGGAAUGUUGUAUCUCUUACGGAGUUUUGUUUUGUUUUGUUUCCACUACACUGUGAGCGUUUCUAAUCGUUCCUAAUAAGGUGAGCUUGUCACAAGUUGACUCGUGUCAUCUUGGCGAUUAGAAGUGAGAUGUGUUUGGUGUGGCAAUCGGAAUCCCCUCUGGUCACCCGGUCCUUCAGAUAGGAUGACACUGCAUGUGUAAGAUUUUUUUCUUCAUAUGGGGCUCAUGAUAAUCUGUUUCAUUACUCUGGGAAAAAAGAAAACCCGGCAACCAGUGCAUUAUGAGGCAAUUCUACGUAGAGUAUCUUGAAGAAGCAGGUAAGACACAAGAAAAAGCUACUCUUGGGGCUCAAGUUCUAAAGAAGAUGGGGAUAUUUUUGCUUUCUGCGAUGAGAUGGAUUGUUUACUUCAUAUGUUUGAUGGUGGUAUUGUGAAAGAGAAUGGAGAGUUUGAGAAUAUGAAUGUGGUAGUGGAAUUGUUCGAUGCUCCUCCAACUUUUAAAGAUUUAGUUGACCGUGCAAUGAGAAAGUAUGGAUGUAGAGUGGAUGAUAUGACAUUGAGAGGCCGUUUUGAUUGUGGGAAAGCUAGAGCUCAUUAUGUUUUUAUGAACUUGGCAUCCGAGUCAAUUGGAAGCAAUAUAAGGAUGUAGUUCAGCAAGCAAAUGUUGUUUGUUUGGAGGUGGUAAUUGAAAUUUUUCGUAUGCCUGGCCCAAAUGUUGCCUUAAGAGAUGAAGUGCCAGUAUUGAAUUGUAUUGGUACCCAAGAGUCAGAAAUUAUGCAACACGGUUUAGGUGAAAGUCAAUCUGAUUUUAGCUUGGCCAUUGCAAAUGAUGAUUUUUCCAAUGACACUUUUGAGCGGGAAGAAACAAAUAUAGAUGAUGACAACAUAUCUCUAGGUUCGGAAGAUGGUGACUUUGGGGAUGAUGGGGUAGAAGAUGUCGAGGAAGAGGAUAGAUCCACGCUGGAGAUGCUCUGUGGUGAAGCUAGUGCUCCGGAUCUGUUUUCUCAGAGCUGGAGCCCUGCCAAACCGGCCCUUCAUGGGACAGCAGCUUGCAAGGCUUGCCAAUGAGGCGGGCGUGGUCAUGGAGCAUGCAGUCGGAUCCGGUGAUGGUGUGUUUCGUCAAUUUGCAGAGAGGGUUCGUAGAAGUUGCAGGCGAAUGACCAUCAAGAUGAAUUGCAUGUCAGCCACCGAUGUGCACCACGGUGGCAAUGGCCAGGGCACUUCUUCGGGAUCACGGCAUACUCCUGUGGUGGCGGUGGAACCUCUAGGACCCCCCACCCAAGGAAUGCAUCAGCAUCCACUGCUCCAGGACCUAGCAGGAGAUCACGAGGCAAGGCAGUCACGUCCCCUGAGGCUACUGAGGAGUCUGAAGGUAAUGAGUCCGAGGAUGAGGACCCUACCUAUGGUGAGCAUAUGGAGAUGACCAACAUGUUUGAUGCUCCACCAGUGACUCAGACGUAGGGAGAGUCAAGUCAGUUUUUCGUAGACACCUGCAGCUCCAACCCAGAGGACCCGCCGGCGUCAUUCCCGGGACCACACCGACAUUAGUAGCACUAAUAUCUUGCCCACGCAUCCAAGGAGGGAGCUUCACCUGAGGGAUCCUUUCAGCCCUCCAGAUUAGCGGCAUCCACGCCAAUGAAAUUUGAAUGUAUAAAGUGCGUUGCACGGUGUGUAAAAGACUCAUGAAAUUUGUUGCUUGGUCGUCUCUUUUGCUAGGGAGUUCCACUACUAUCUGUGCCACUUGAUGUUGUUACGUCAAAUAUUAUGGUGAAAGUGAGCGCCUGUUGGGAUC
This is a messenger RNA of Setaria italica (foxtail millet), 6086 nucleotides long. RefSeq names its product disease resistance protein RPM1. Gene Ontology annotation, molecular function: ADP binding. Gene Ontology annotation, biological process: defense response to other organism. The record is from RefSeq and is a predicted model, not a curated record. The transcript has 7 exons. The coding region runs from base 58 to 3666 and encodes 1202 amino acids. Lineage: Eukaryota; Viridiplantae; Streptophyta; Magnoliopsida; Poales; Poaceae.